AUGAUCACCGACCUGGCCUUUCUGAUCCUGGAAGACGACGUGGGCAAUGUUGCAAGUGUGAAAGCCGUUCGAUUGAUGCGGGUCUUUCGCUUUGUCAUGGCCUUCCGGACUCUGAUUACAUCCAUCUUGUACACCUUGAAGUCUUUAUUUUGGGCAUUGAUGCUGCUCAUUGUGAUUGUCUACGUCUUCGGAGUUCUGUUUACGCAAGCCGUGAACGACUUCCUGCUGGAACAUGAUGCAGCGAUAUCGACUGUCUUGACGGCUAGAGAGCUGGAGCUCGCGAACAAGUAUUUUGGCUCCCUUGCCAAUUCAAUGCUGAGUCUGUACAUGAGCAUCGCCGGCGGCGUCAGCUGGGAAGAUGUCAUAUCACCGCUGCUGGCAGUGUCGGAGAUUUGGGGAUUUCUUUUCCUCUUCUACAUCAGUUUCACACUCUUCGCCGUCCUCAAUGUCGUGACAGGAGUGUUCUGUCAAAGCGCGAUUGAGAGCGCCCAGAAUGAUCACACAGCUGUGGUCCACUCCAUCCUCAAGAACAAGAAGGCUCAUGUCGACAAGAUCAAGGCGCUCUUCAGCAAGUUGGGGGACGACAAGACUGGUGCAAUCACCUUCGCCAUGUUCGAGGAGAAGAUUAACUCACCGGCCGUUCAGGCGUAUUUCGAAGUCCUGGGCCUGGAUGUGUGGGACGAUGCUGGGCUGAUGUCGAGGGUGUCAGGUUGA
This is a messenger RNA of Symbiodinium natans, 714 nucleotides long. Lineage: Eukaryota; Dinophyceae; Suessiales; Symbiodiniaceae. The record is from the annotation of a GenBank genome assembly.